Molecule: messenger RNA, 1607 nt
Organism: Symsagittifera roscoffensis
Lineage: Eukaryota; Metazoa; Xenacoelomorpha; Acoela; Convolutidae
Product: SH3 domain-containing protein Dlish-like
Exons: 7
Coding region: 160-1461 (433 amino acids)
Molecular function (GO): protein binding
Source: RefSeq, a predicted model, not a curated record
UUCAUUACAGAUUUCAAUAGACGAAAAUCAUUCUUUUUUGCUUUGAAUGCUGUUGAAAAAAAUACAAUUUUUCGAGCUUUAACUUUUGUGUGUACAUUGAACAACAAAUAAUUUGUAAACUUGCUUUUUAUAGCAAAGAAAACGUUUACUAAUUGCUUGAUGUCAUUCUUUUGCCCAUCUAAACAUGGCAAAAAUAGAAACACCCAAAAUACAGAACCCCCAGAAACACCGCUGUUCCCACGUCACAUAACACCAGGUCAAGCCAUGAACAUGAACGCACAGAGAAGAAGCACUGCGGGUGCGAAAGAGCAGCCCAUCAAGCCGAAAACAAUUUCAGCCGAAGCUCAAAUGACUUCAAGUGCUGGCCAACUUGAGGCUUUACUGCGGCGCGAAAAUGCUCGCAAGCAAAUGAUCGCGGAUGAGCAGCAAGCUCCCGAUUUUGACUUAGUUGUCCUUCAGAAUUUCAACCCCACAAGAAAGGAGGAGCUUUUGGCUUUCAAAAACGACAAACUGAAAGAAGUCAGGCGACUCGGAGAUUGGAUUUACGCUAUUAACAUCAAAAACAGAGCCGAGGGAUACAUUCCAGCUGCAUUUUGCACGUCGGCCGCCAAAAUGCUCAAAUCUGAUUGGCCGACGACUAGGCGGGAAAGGACGAGGAGUCAAGACGGAGAAAGACACCAGGAAGCGGGCAAUUAUUUUGACCCAAUGACGGAUUUGACAGACGCCACGAGUCGGGAGAGCAAAAGAGUUCACACUCUAGCGGACUCCGUUCCAUUUGUGAGGGAAAACAAAGGACUUUUAGUUGUCAUGUUCGACUUCGAAGCCCUGAACGAGAAUGACCUUGAGUGUGAGAAAGGGGACGUUGUGACUCUUUUGAACUCGGAUGACCCCGACUGGUGGUGGGUUAGUCAUCAGGACCAGUCUCUGCAGGGCUUCAUCCCCAGCUCCUUCGCCAGAACAUAUCAGGCAGUGUUAGACGCGCUUGAACAAGUAGAAAACGGCCCCCAGCUUCGAAGUUUAAACAACCCAGAGGCUUCAGUUCCAAAUGCAAACCAACCUUCCUACUGCUACUCCAGCCAUCAGCCCAAUUUUACCCAACAACGAGAAAAGCCUCUUUACUCUACUCAACCGAUUAGAACGAAUCCUAAAUUCUUUCAAAACGAUACAAAUUUAUCUCAGCCACUUCAAAUUAGAACUGAUUUUGCCGAUCGAGCCAACUUUGGGUCAAAUGCAGUUAAACGUCAGACACAAAAACAAACUUACCAAGUCGAAAAUUCAGUAACACUGCUGCAUAGAAUAGCAAAAGAGCCAUACAACGUACAAAACACGCCUCACAACAUGGGCGGAACUUCACAGCGAAUUAGCAAACAUCAGGCAGUUAGCAGAAUAGAUAUUUCGUCGAACAACGAACAAACCCAACAGAGUUGUGACUGGUUUGGAUCUGGCUCCACAACCGAAUGAGUCGGCUAGUUUAACGAAGAGUUUCCUGGUGACUGAGAAAUACGAGGCGAUGAAUUCCAACCAGCUGAGUGUAAUUCCGGGAGAGACUCUGUACGUUAACAUGAACUUGGCAAACUUCCAGUCCAAAUGGAUUCUGGCUCAGUCGC